AUGGCUUUGGUGACUGGUAUCCCCAAGGUGAUGAAUGAAACCAACACUUUCUUGCGCUGCCCCCCCAUCCAAGGUGGAGACAUGGCCCUGAUGUUCGUCAUGAUCAUUGAAUUGAUAGUGGGCUUGCCAGGCAACAUUGCGGCCAUUUGGAUUUUUUGCUGCCGUAUGAAGUUCUGGAAACCCCACACUCUUUAUCUCUUUAAUCUGGCUCUAGCUGACUUGCUGCUCCUCAUCAGCGUGCCCUUCCGUAUCCACACCCACCUGCGCUAUGAUGAUUGGGUGUUUGGACAGGUCUGGUGCCGCAUCAACCUCUUCAUGCUGGCUGUCAAUCGCUCUGCCAGUAUUGCAUUCAUGACAACGGUGGCACUGGAUCGAUACUUUAAGGUGAUUCAUCCACAUCACAGAAUCAGUCAUAUGACCUCAACUCAGGCGGGGAAGAUGGCAGGCCUGAUCUGGACUAUUGUGAUUGCCUUUCGGGUUCCGCUGUUGUCCGUCAACCUCUUGCAACAGCACGGUAACCUCACCCUGUGUCGCAGCUUCAGUUCUUAUACGGUAACUCCUGUGGUGAUAAAGGUGCACUAUGUGGCUUACACUGCAGAGUUCUUCUUGCCCUGGUUCUUGUUGCUGUUCUGCUCAGCCAAAAUUACCUACUACCUGCGUCGACGGAAGAUGAACCAGCAAAAGAAAGUUCGGAGAGCCAUCAUAGCUGUAGGGGUGAUCAGUUUGGUGUUCACCAUCUGCUUCCUGCCAAGUAUAGCCACAGGCCUCAGUUUUUUAUACAUCAAGAGGUUCUACCCCAAGGACUGCAAGUCCUACAAACCAUUGAUCCAGCUCUUUAUGAUUUCGAUCAGCUUCACCUACCUGAACAGCUGUUUGGACCCCAUCAUUUAUUCUUUCUCCAGCUCCAUGUUUUGCAACACCUUCAGGAGAUCCAUGAGACACCUGGGCAUUGUGAAGAAGAAUGUCAAAACAACAAGCAGGGAAACCAAUGACUGCUAG
This is a messenger RNA of Scomber japonicus (chub mackerel), 999 nucleotides long. RefSeq names its product hydroxycarboxylic acid receptor 1-3 (gene hcar1-3). NCBI's taxonomy places the organism in Eukaryota, Metazoa, Chordata, Actinopteri, Scombriformes, Scombridae. Bases 1 to 999 code for a protein of 332 amino acids. Gene Ontology annotation, biological process: G protein-coupled receptor signaling pathway. Gene Ontology annotation, molecular function: G protein-coupled receptor activity. Gene Ontology annotation, cellular component: membrane. The record is from RefSeq and is a predicted model, not a curated record. The transcript has a single exon.